Molecule: messenger RNA, 1002 nt
Organism: Xenia sp. Carnegie-2017
Lineage: Eukaryota; Metazoa; Cnidaria; Anthozoa; Malacalcyonacea; Xeniidae
Exons: 2
Coding region: 1-1002 (333 amino acids)
Source: RefSeq, a predicted model, not a curated record
AUGCGAGCAAAAUAUUGCAAGAUUUACAAAGGAACGUCGUUCUAUGUGGCUUCGAAGAAUUCGUCAGACAUUGAUGAUUCUAAAUGCACGUAUUUACGAGUGUGUAGCCUUCAUUUUGUUACUGGAAAACCAUCAGCUUUAACGGACCAAACUAAUCCAGACUGGGCUCCAUCUCAAAACCUUGGACAUACAUAUGUCGAAAAAGUUGAUGUCGAUCGCUAUGCUCGUAUUUCGGAAAGAAAUGAAAAACGAAAAAGAAGUGAAUCCAUUGAAACAGUACUGUCAGCAGUGACUCAAUCGACCUUGACAACCCAUCUUGUAGACGAAGAACACGGAGCCACAUCUGCUUCAUUGUCAGAAUCAGAAUCAAACAACAAAUAUUCACAAACGGAACUGAGUUUGGAUAAAAUAACUGCAAUGAAGAUCGAGAUCAAUCGCUUGACCCAAGAAAAUCUUGAGUUAAAAAACAAGAUAAGUGACAUGACGAUUGAUGAGAAAUCCUUCUUAAAUGAUGACGAAAAAGUCCUCUUUUACACUGGUCUGCCAAGUUGGAAGAUCUUGUCAGCAACACUGGAACUGGUACGCCCCUACCUUAUGCAUUCUCCCAAAUGCUCUUUGUCACCAUUUAGGGAGUUGCUUUUAACAGUUAUGAAACUGCGACUUAAUUUAACUGGUGAAGAUUUAGCUUAUCGAUUUGGAAACAUCAACAAGGGAACUGUAUUAAGAAUUUUCUUACAAGUAAUUGAUGUUCUUUAUAAUCAUUUAAGCCCUCUUAUUUUAUGGCCUGAUAGGGAAGCUUUAAGAAAGACCUUGCCCGUGGAUUUUAGAAAACACUGCCCUAAAUGUGUUGCCAUCAUUGACUUCUUUGAGAUUUUUUUGGAUCGUGCAUUAAAUCUUCUUGCAAGGGCACAAACUUACUCAUCCUACAAGCACCACAACAUGAUUAAGUACUUAAUUGCCAUCAGUCCCCAGGGUACAAUAAGCUUUAUUUCCAGUGGCUAG